Molecule: messenger RNA, 6681 nt
Organism: Hypomesus transpacificus
Lineage: Eukaryota; Metazoa; Chordata; Actinopteri; Osmeriformes; Osmeridae
Gene: mtmr4
Product: myotubularin related protein 4
Exons: 19
Coding region: 940-4755 (1271 amino acids)
Biological process (GO): regulation of autophagy; dephosphorylation
Molecular function (GO): protein phosphatase binding; metal ion binding; phosphatidylinositol-3,5-bisphosphate 3-phosphatase activity
Source: RefSeq, a predicted model, not a curated record
GAUUUUCAAAACUAUGGUGUCUAAAGGUCAAAGACACACGUCGAAUAAUUGCAAGCGAGGUGAAGGGUGUACUGUGGACCGGUAUGGGAGGGUGUGUGACUGGACUGGAAUGGGAGAGCGUUUUAGGUCAGACUAUAGGCUAUUAGAGGCGAAGGCCACAGACAAAAAUAGGACAAACUCGUAACUACUGUGUUGUAAACACUGUGACACACACCCGUCCCCUUAUCAUGCUCUAGAUUCAAAAUAAUGUAUUGUAUAUAAUCAUUUCUAUAAUCUAUCAUAGUGUUAUUUAUCAAGUUCAUCGAUUUUAGAUUGAAGGUAAAUUGCGACUUUAGAUUGUGUGUGUAGAAUGUGUGGUCGUCGUGUAUGGAUAUACUUGACUGUCAACAACCCAUUUUGGAUUGAAAGUUCUUGAUUAUCUUCGGCAGUCUGCCUUUUGGAACGCAUUUCGCAGAUCGAAACUGAAAAUUACUAAACGUAAUGUCAUCACUACCUCUUUAAAGGAGCCUCUUCGAGCUCCAUAACAUGUGAUCAGUUUGUGCCGCGCUGUGAUUUUCUAUUGGACGCUCAGAGUUAUGCCUCUGCGAGCCGCAAUCGUGGUUGAUUGGCUUAUUUUAGUGCUGGUGUAUGCAUGCCAUUCGGGCAUCUUUACGCGCGCGCUGUUACCUGUUGUAAUCUUUCAUUGGCUAUACUGGUGUUUUCCCUGAAAAUACCAUUGCAUCAUUGGUCACAAAUGUGAGCUUCACACUCGUGGAUUGGUUGGUGCCUAUGUCAUGCCUCGUGAAUGCGGAAGUCGUGGAGUCUACUGAGUCACCGUUGUAUCAGCUGAUUCUUUCUGAGUGAGAGCCGUCGCUGACACAGCGGAGCCCGGACGAGGGGAGGAGAGAGGGAGCUGGAACGGAGAGCCCAGGGUACCUGUCUACAGCACUGACGGACAGCAUGGGUGAAGAGGGGCCCCCCAGUCUGGAGUACAUCCAGGCCAAGGACCUGUUCCCCCAGAAGGAGCUGGUGAAGGAGGACGAGAGCCUUCAGGUGCCGUUCCCAGCGCUUCAGGGGGAAGGGGUGGAGCACCUGGGCCGAGCCGAUGACGCCAUCAUCGCCAUCUCCAACUACAGGCUCCACAUCAAAUUCAAGGACUCCAUCAUCAAUGUCCCCCUCAGACUGAUCGAGAGUGUGGAGAGCAGAGAUAUGUUCCAGCUGCACAUCAUCUGCAAGGACUCCAAAGUAGUCAGAUGCCACUUUGGCACCUUCAAGCAGUGUCAGGAGUGGCUGAAGCGUCUGAACCGGGCCAUCGCCCACCCGGCCCGGCUGGAGGAGCUGUUUGCCCUGGCCUACCACGCCUGGUGUCUGGGGGGCAGCGCUGAUGACGAGGACCAGCACGUCCACCUCUGCCGUCCAGGCGAUCAUGUCCGCCAGAGGAUAGAGAUGGAGGUGAGGAGGAUGGGCUUCGACAUGCAGAACGCCUGGAGAGUGUCCGACAUCAACAGCAACUACAAGAUGUGCUCCAGCUACCCCCAGAAGCUGCUGGUCCCUGUGUGGAUCACUGACAAGGAGCUGGAGAGUGUGGGCUCCUUCAGGUCCUGGAAGAGGAUCCCUGUGGUGGUCUACAGGCACCAGAGGAACGGGGCGGUGAUCGCCCGCUGCAGCCAGCCUGAGAUCAGCUGGUGGGGCUGGAGGAACACGGAGGACGAGUACCUGGUCACCUCCAUCGCCAAGGCCUGUCUGCUGGACCCAGGGACCCGCACCUGCGGGCCGGCCGCAUGCAGAGCCCCCCACGCAGACGGGCCGGACGGCUCCGAGAGCGACUUUGACUCCUCUCUGACAGGAUGCCCAGGCCCCGAUGCCAACGCUGCACCACAGAAGCUGCUGAUUCUGGACGCUCGCUCCUACACCGCUGCAGUGGCCAACCGAGCCAAGGGCGGAGGCUGUGAGUGUGAGGAGUAUUACCCCAACUGUGAGGUGAUGUUCAUGGGCAUGGCUAACAUCCACGCCAUCAGGAACAGUUUCCAGUCUCUGAGGACAGUAUGCAGCCAGAUCCCAGACCCGGGAAACUGGCUCUCAGCUCUGGAGAGCACCCGUUGGCUGCAGCACCUGUCCGUCAUGCUGAAGGCAGCCACUCUGGUGUGCUCGGCGGUGGAGAGGGAGGGCCGUCCCGUCUUGGUGCAUUGUUCUGAUGGGUGGGACCGCACCCCUCAGAUAGUGGCCCUGGCCAAGAUCCUGCUGGACCCCUUCUACAGGACACUAGAGGGCUUCCAGGUGCUGGUGGAGACCGAGUGGUUGGACUACGGGCACAAGUUUGGCGACCGCUGCGGUCACCAGGAGAACGCCGACGACGUGAGCGAGCAGUGUCCCGUCUUCCUGCAGUGGCUGGACUGUGUUCAACAGCUGCUCAAGCAGUUCCCCUGUCUGUUUGAGUUCAACGAGGCCUUCCUGGUCAAGCUGGCCCAGCACACGUACUCGUGUCUGUACGGCACGUUCCUCUGCAACAACGCCAAGGAGCGCGAGGCGCGGAACAUCUACAAGCGCACCUGCUCCGUCUGGUCCCUGCUUCGCACCGGGAACAAGAACUUCCAGAACUUUCUCUACAUCCCCAGUCACGACAUGGUGCUGCAGCCGGUGUGCCACACGCGGGCGCUGCAGCUGUGGACGGCCGUCUACCUGCCCACCUCCUCCCCCUGCACGGCCGCUGAGGACGCCAUGGAGUUGUACCUGUCCCCCAGCGGCCAGGGAGACGAGCUCAGCUCACGCUCCCUCGACAGGCUUCCCAAGACCCGCUCCAUGGACAACCUGGUGUCGGCGUGUGAGAACGGAGUGGCCCUCACUCGCACCUCCAGCGACCCCAACCUGAACAAGCACUGCCAGGAGGCCCGGCCCACCCUGGAGCCCAUGGCCCCCAUGGCAGGAGGCAGCGGGGACCCCGCAGAGCUCAGCCCGGACACGGGCUUGGACAGCGACGACUCAGAGGUGGAGCCUGUCCCCCACACCCCGCCCUCCACCCCUCUGAAGCCGGGGACCAGUUCCGAUAGUUCGGAGGAGCAGGAGCCCUGUCUCACCACGCAGCCCCUCCCCUCUCUGCCCCUCCCUCCUAUCCCCUUAGAGCAGGGCCUCCCCCUGCCCCUCCCCACGCCCAUCCUGCACCAGGCCCUGCCCCACACCGCCAUCCCCCCUCUCCCACCCCCUCCCCUGCCGCUAGAGGCUGAGAGCCCCUCCAGGACUGCUGAGCUCAGCCCCUCCCCGCCCCACCCUGCAGAACCAGGCUCACCCCUUGCCUGCAGCAGCCCUCCUCCUUCUCCUCCUCCUCCACACAGCCACAACGGCUUCCUGGACGCCCCUCCUGACCUUGGCUCCUCUGGGUCAGCCCAGCUGCUGGUCUUCAAACAGCCGGACCAGAUGCUCCCCAUGGAGGGCUCCACGGAGACGCUCACAGACGACACCGAGGCCCCCCCAGUCCUGCCCCCCAGCAGGAGAGGGAGCCAGGACCAGGAUGAGGAGAAGUCCCAGGCCCAGCUUCACGAGGUCAUUCAGCCUGAGCCUCAGCCCCUCCUCCAGCCUCAGCCCCUCCUUCAGCCUCAGCCCCUGCCCCAGGCAAAGCCUCAGGCCCAGCCCUGCAUGCCAGAGAAGGACAAGAGGAAAACCGAGGCCGUAAACGGGGGCGAGCUGGUGCCUGUAAGGCAGCGGGCGGUAGCAGCCACCUCCGUAGCCGUGCCGGCGGCGGCGGUGGCCCCGUUGGACUGCGCCCACGCAGCCCGCCGCCUGAUCUCCCAGAGCCAGCUGACGGACCUGUCUCUGCUGGGCUCCCACUGGGAGAGCGUCCAGGGCCUGGUCCAGUCAGCCUGCAGCACCGCCAGCCACUCGGGCAUCUGCCGCGCCCUGCAGCCCACCGCCAGCGCCGCCUACCACAGCCGGCGGCUGGCGGGGAAGCUGCUGAGGGCCCAGGGCCUGGCCGUCACCAACGGGGGCCAGUGCUGUCGCCGGGAGGCGGCGCGCGGGGCCAGCAGCCCCAUCCAGUCAGGCUGGCUGUCGGCGGUCAGGGGCCCGGCCUCCGCCGCCGCUCCCUGCGGCCCCGCGUCUGCCUCCUCCUGCCGGCAGCUCCUCCCUGUAUCGCACGCCUCGCCCUCGGGCUCCCCGCCGCCCCCCCAGUUAGCGGCGGCGGCGGUGCCGGCCUACCUGGACGACGACGGGCUGCCGGUCCCCGUGGACGCGGUGCAGCAGCGCCUGCGGCAGAUCGAGGCGGGCUACAAGCUGGAGGUGGAGGUGCUGCGGCGGCAGGUGCGCCAGCUGCAGAUGAGGCUGGAGAGCAAGCAGCACGGCACGCCGCCCUCCGAGCCCGACGUCGACUACGAGGACGACAUCACGUGUCUGCGGGAGUCGGAUGACAGUGACGAGGAGGACUCACUGUCUGACCACAGCGAGGACCGCUUCUCCGAGGGCAGCUGGGACCGUGUGGAGCAGAAGGACACAGAGGUCAGCCCUCAUAGUCUGCUUCAGGUCACGAGGUGGGUCCCUGACCACAUGGCUUCCCAUUGUUUCAACUGUGACUGUGAGUUCUGGAUGGCCAAGAGACGUCAUCAUUGCAGGAACUGUGGCAACGUGUUCUGUAAAGACUGCUGCCACCUGAAGCUGCCCAUCCCAGACCAACAGCUGUAUGACCCGGUGCUGGUGUGCAACACCUGCCACGACCAGCUGCUGGAGUCCCGGAACCGCGAGAUCCGCAGCCAACAGCUCAAGAAGCCCAUCGCCACCGCCUCCAGCUGAGAGCGACCUGCAGCCUGGCCUCCCUGCAGCCUGGCCUCCCUGCAGCCUGGCCCCCCGCAGCCUGGCCCCAUCUGGAUCAGCAGCUCCUCAGCUUUGGACAGACAAACCGAGUGCCCCCUCUCCCCCCCUCCCCCCCACCACUACCCCGACCCACUGUGGUCUUUUCUGUGGGUGAACAUGAGGAGGACUGGUUAGAACGAUGGUAGGCCUAGGUCUGGAAUGGAGCCGCACUGUGACUGUGAGAGGAAGGUGUGGAGGAAAGAGGGGGGGGGGCGUGGUGUGGAGGGGGGGGGGGGGGGUGUUUGACCACAAACUGACAGAAGAAGAAGAAGAAAGGUCAGGAAAGAGGUGGUCCUACUGAGCGUGAACCUGUUUGGUUAAAGACAUUUCCAGCCUGGAGUGCUGCAGCGUCCUGCUGCCCCCAGGGCUUUGUCCUCAACUGGUGCCCUGCCCCCCUACACACACACACACACACACACACACCUCCCCUGCACCUUGAACCUCAGGGAGGGGCUUCACCUAUUCACCCCUCCCCCCCAAGUAGUUUCAACAAAAACAACGUAUCCCCUCUCCAAACACACCUAGAUAAACACUCACACACUCCUCAGAGGACAAUCUCUCACCUUCCCAAGUGUUGGGGACUCCAAAGCCUUUCCCUGUUAUACUGGAGGCUUUCAGAAAAAAUGCUGCUACAGUAUUUAAAAGUCUAAUUUUGUAUUCUUAUUAUUUUGUGCACUACAAACUGUUUGUGUAUUGAGGGAAACUGAGACCAAACUCGAGUGAAAGGGAGAAAUCUGCUGUUUACUUGCCGUUGUAUCUUUCUGUGGAGCCUGAAUGUAAUGUUUAAAAAAAUGGGUAAGAGUAACUGGAAGACUGCUAUUGUUUAUGUUCAUGUGCAUCAGUGGGUUGUGUACUUGUUCAUUCCUGCAUUGUGUUUUCAAAAAUAUACUGUAUGCACAGUCAAUGUGGUUCUGUCUUUAUCAAUGCUAAAGUAUAGCCAUGUCGCAACAAUUUGAGGAAUCUGUAGGGACAAAACCCUAUUUUACAUUUUGAGAUUUUUUCAACGAGAUAUGCACCCAAAUCUGUUAAAUUCAGGUAAAAAUAAAUAAAUUAAAAAAACACAUUUCAAAAAAGUACUCACAAUCUAAACGGCCACGUGUUGGAACAAAGCGAGCUUUUGCCAGUUGUUCCCAAAUACAGAGGGUUUCCUGCAAUGUUGAUAAGACUUGAAAUGAAAGGUCACUUGAAAGUGCGAUGAGGGUUAGGGGAGGGGGUGGGUGGGUAUUACCAUGGUUGAGAGAUGUGGAUGUACAGUAACAGCCCUCUCCUCAACUCGUCCCUGUCCUACAAUGUUCCUUGACAUUAAAGGCUCCAGAGACUGGAAUCAACAAAGUGCUAUAAAUGUUUCUUUCCUGUACCGAGGGGAGUUUGGCUUAUUCUCAUUUGUUUAUUGCAAGGUAUGUGUCUGUGUCUGAUGGUGUUCUCUUGAGACAAUAGUGCCAUAUUUUCCUUAUUUUUGUCUUUUUUUUUUUUUUAAGCCUUUUUUUCUCAUGGAUUCUAGCAGGAUACUAAUUGGCCACUGCUUGGUUAUGUAUAAUGGUACAGAUCGCUAGCUGCUUAACAACAUGGAAACAAACGACUAAAGAUCAACAGGGAAACUUCUAUUAGAAUAUGAGGCUACUGUGUUUAUAAUGGAUGAUCUGAUUUCAAUAAAUUAGUGAGCCUAUAUGGUUGUCCUUUGCCUAACAUUUUGGGGUUGUCAAGCGAUUUUGAUGAAGGUAAAAUCUUAGAGGAACCCAGAAAUGUAAUAUAUACAUAGUUAUCUGAUCUGUACUAGUGGCUAAAACCUGUCACUCAAUAAUUGUUGUAAAGAAAUGCACUGUAAAAGUCCUAUCCCAAGGGUUCUAAUAAAAAGAUGAUCUAUAU